AAAAAAAAUUUUUUCUUAGGAGACGUCAGAAUUCGUUAAUAAAUUUUUGUGGUUUUUUUAAUUAGAUAAAAUUGCAAAAUCUUUUUAAUUUAUUUUUCAAGUAAAGAAAAUUUAGUAUUUUCUAUUUUAUUUCUGAACAACCUAAAAAAGAAGAAAGCACAAUGACGUGGGAGCCUCAAGCAGAAGGAUUACAACAAAUUAUAACAAUACUAAAGGAGUCUCAAUCUCCUGUUACUGCUACGCAGCUUGCGGUUCAAAUGAAACUGGAGGAGUUGAACCAGUAUCCUGAUUUUAACAAUUAUUUGAUAUAUGUUCUGACAAAACUAACAUCAGAAGAUGAACCUACUCGUUCUCUAAGUGGAUUGAUUCUAAAAAACAAUAUCCGAAUUCAUGGUAAUAAUUUACAGCCUGAAAUAUUAGAAUAUAUUAAACAAGAAUGUUUAAUGGCUGUUGGUGACCCGUCACCUUUAAUACGGGCAACAGUAGGAAUUUUAAUUACAACCAUUGCUGGAAAUGGAGGUAUUGUACAUUGGCCGCAAUUGUUGCCUUCACUAUGUGAAAUGUUAGAUUCACAAGAUUAUAACGUUUGUGAGGGAGCCUUUGGGGCUUUGCAAAAAAUAUGCGAGGAUUCAGCAGACACGUUGGACAGUCCAGCUUUAAAUAGACCUUUAAAUAUUAUGAUACCGAAAUUUUUACAAUUUUUCCGUCAUACAAGCCCAAAAAUACGGUCCCAUGCGAUUGCCUGCAUAAAUCAAUUCAUAAUAAAUAGAUCACAGGCAUUGAUGUUACACAUUGACACAUUUAUUGAAAAUUUAUUUCAUUUAUCGCAAGAUGAGGAUCAUGAAGUGAGAAAAAAUGUUUGCCGUGGCUUGGUGAUGCUUCUUGAAGUUAGAUUGGAUAGACUUUUACCACACAUGAAUCAAAUUAUAGAAUACAUGUUAUUAAGAACACAAGAUCCGGAUGAAAGUGUAGCGUUAGAGGCAUCAGAGUUUUGGUUAUCUUUAGCUGAGCAAAAUAUUUGUAAAGAAGUUUUGGCGCCACAUUUACACAGAUUAGCUCCAAUUCUUGUUAGAGGAAUGAGAUAUUCGGAGAUAGAUAUUAUUUUAUUGAAGGCAAAUGUUGAAGAAGAUGAUAUGAUACCAGAUCGUGAAGAAGAUAUUCGUCCACGCUUUCACAAAUCACGUGCUCAUACGAUAAAAUCUGGCGAUGAAGACGAUGAAGAAGAUGAAGACGAUGAUGGUUUAGAUGAUGACAGCUCUUUGUCAGAAUGGAACUUAAGAAAAUGUAGUGCCGCCGCUUUAGAUGUUUUAGCAAAUGUAUUCCACGAAGAGUGUUUGCCCAUAGUUUUACCCAUUCUUAAAGAAACUUUAUUUCAUCAAGAUUGGGUAGUUAAAGAAAGUGGUAUUUUAGCAUUGGGAGCUAUAGCUGAAGGUUGUAUGUCGGGGAUGAUACAACACUUACCAGAACUUAUUCCAUUUUUAAUAUCAUGUUUGUCAGACAAAAAAGCUUUAGUUCGUUCCAUAACUUGUUGGACAUUGUCAAGAUAUGCAAAUUGGGUUGUUAAUCAACCACAUGAUCAAUAUUUAAAACCUUUAAUGGAAGAAUUAUUAAAACGAAUAUUAGAUUCGAAUAAACGUGUACAGGAAGCCGCCUGUUCAGCAUUUGCUACAUUAGAAGAAGAGGCUUGCACAGAACUAGUACCAUAUUUAGAAUAUAUUUUGAAAACAUUAGUUUAUGCUUUUUCAAAAUAUCAACACAAAAAUUUGUUAAUAUUAUAUGAUGCCGUUGGUACUUUAGCAGAUUCUGUGGGCCAUCAUCUUAAUACACCUGCUUAUAUUAAUAUAUUAAUGCCUCCUCUUAUUGAAAAAUGGAAUUUAUUAAAAGAUGACGAUAAAGAUUUAUUUCCAUUAUUAGAAUGCCUAUCCAGCAUAGCCACUGCUCUACAGUCGGGUUUCUUACCAUAUUGUGAACCAGUUUACAGACGUUGCAUUUCAUUGAUCGAACAAACAAUUAAUCAAGACAUGGCUCAUAAAUCUAAUCCUGGCGUAGAUCAACCUGACAAGGAAAGAAUGAUUGUUGCACUUGAUUUAUUAUCUGGAUUAGCAGAAGGAUUAGAUGGUCAUAUAGAAUCAUUAGUAGCAAAUAGCAAUAUCAUGCAAUUAUUGUUUCAAUGCAUGCAGGAUAUUUUACCUGAAGUCCGUCAAUCAUCUUUUGCUUUACUAGGCGAUUUGACAAAAGCAUGUUUUCAACAUGUCGCACCAUUCAUGUCAGAUUUCUUUCCUAUUUUGGGACAAAAUUUAAAUCCUGAUUAUAUUUCGGUAUGCAAUAAUGCUACUUGGGCUAUAGGAGAAAUUUGCAUGAAGUUAGGAGAGGAAACAAAACCAUAUAUUCCUCUGGUUUUAAAAGAACUUAUUGUUAUCAUUAAUAGACCUAAUACACCAAAAACACUCUUGGAAAAUACGGCUAUAACAAUCGGUCGUCUAGGUUAUGUGUGCCCCGUUGAAGUGGCCCCCUUUUUACAAGAAUUUGUACGGCAGUGGUGCACAUCUCUUCGUCAUAUAAGGGAUAAUGAUGAAAAGGAUUCAGCGUUUAGAGGAAUGUGUCAUAUGAUUACAGUAAAUCCAGCUGGAGUUGUUCCUGAUUUUAUAUUCUUUUGCGAUGCAAUAGCUUCUUGGGCAAAUCCACCCAGCGAUUUACAUCAAAUGAUACAAAAGAUACUGACUGGAUUUAAAACACAAGUCGGUGAUGAAAAUUGGAGAAGAUUUGUUGACCAGUUCCCACCAAAUUUAUCGGAGCGUUUAGUAGCAAUGUAUAAUAUUUAAACGAGAUUUAUCUAAAAAUUAAAUAAAUAAGGAACUCAGACUAAAAACUUUUAUUGAUUAAAAUAAAAAAAUAUUAGUUGUUUGCAAAUGAAUUUGGAAAAAUAUAUAUAUAAUAUAUGUAAAUAUAUAUCAACUAAUUGUAUUUAUAUAUAGUAUGUAUAUAGGAAAUAAAAAAUAUAUAUGGAGAUAUAUAUAUAAAUAAAAAAAUAUAAAGUAAUAUGCCAACUGAUAUACUACUAUUAUAUAUAAUGGUAUAAUGUAUUUUGCAUUAUGUAUUAUAAAUUUGAAGUCAAAAAUUUAUAUGAAUAUACUAUUGAAAUAAUAAUUAUAUUAUUUAAGUACAGUCAUUCCUCAUAUACCUUUCAAUUUUUUUCAAUAUUAUGUAAUGCUUUAUGUAGGUACAUUAUAAAAUUUAUUUAAAAAUAAAAGCAGAUCACAAAAAAAUUAAAUUCAUUAAUGAAAGGCGACUCAUAAAAUUUAGAUAUAUAACAUAUUAAUAAUAUUAUAAACUUUUUAUUUCAUUUAUUUUAUAAUAAUAUAUGAAACUAGUAGUAUAUUUAUUUGAGACGUUGAAAUAUUGUUUAAUUGUAAAAUUUAAUUGCAUUAAAAGUUUUUAUUUUUGUUUUAUUUUUUGUUGUAGAUUUUUAAUCAUUUUUUCAUCAUCAUAAUCAAAUAAUUUAUUUUAAAUUUCUGAGUUUAAAUAAAUCUU
Condylostylus longicornis is the source of this 3531-nucleotide messenger RNA. RefSeq names its product transportin-1 (gene Tnpo). Gene Ontology annotation, cellular component: nucleus; cytoplasm. The transcript has 10 exons. Gene Ontology annotation, molecular function: nuclear import signal receptor activity; small GTPase binding. Bases 162 to 2822 code for a protein of 886 amino acids. NCBI's taxonomy places the organism in Eukaryota, Metazoa, Arthropoda, Insecta, Diptera, Dolichopodidae. The record is from RefSeq and is a predicted model, not a curated record. Gene Ontology annotation, biological process: protein import into nucleus.